This is a messenger RNA of Harpegnathos saltator (Jerdon's jumping ant), 821 nucleotides long. It is a transcript of the gene GatC, whose product is annotated as glutamyl-tRNA(Gln) amidotransferase subunit C, mitochondrial. Gene Ontology annotation, cellular component: mitochondrion; glutamyl-tRNA(Gln) amidotransferase complex. Bases 167 to 664 code for a protein of 165 amino acids. The record is from RefSeq and is a predicted model, not a curated record. Lineage: Eukaryota; Metazoa; Arthropoda; Insecta; Hymenoptera; Formicidae. Gene Ontology annotation, biological process: mitochondrial translation; regulation of translational fidelity; glutaminyl-tRNAGln biosynthesis via transamidation. The transcript is spliced from 2 exons.
CCUAAGACCAACAGUCUUUAUAGUAUCUCGUCGGUGAUAUCGAGAAUGUUGUAUAUUUGUACGGGAAACAUCAUUUGGGAACAUAUAGUGCCGAUCUCUUAUCGAGAGUAAUCUUGAUUGAUUCCAUCUGAUUCUCCUGUCCGAUCGACACGAGAUUACGUCAAGCAUGGACACGUUGCGUCGAAGCCGGCAAACAUUUAGGAUACUUGUAAAUAUUACUGUUUGUCGAUUUAACGCAGUUACAUAUUACAGAACAUAUUGUGCCUCGACGAAGACACGAGCGAAAGUACAACCGGUGGAGAACAAGUUUGACAACAAUAAUAAGCAAUCAACAGAAAUCAGAAGACCUGUAACCAUCGACGAAGCGACGAUUAGAAGGCUCGAGAAGCUUGCAUUAGUCGGCUUCGAAUAUAAACAGAGCAAACGAGUGCUGGAGGAAGCGGUCGCGUUCGCAGAGCGGCUGCGACGAGUACAUAUCGACGAAACUGUGCGUCCUAUGUACAGUACGCUGGAGAACGAGCAUAUUUACCUGCGAGACGACAUAGCGUUACCAUACGAUAUUAAUCGCCGAUGUGACAUUCUGAAAAACGCAGCGCUGCUGGAGGAAGAGUACUUUGUGGCGCCUUUAACAACAGUAAAAAGCAAGUCUAGUUCGAAAGAAUGAGUCUGGAGGCUUUGCUGAAGAUUAUAAAUCCAUGUUUUCUCACACUGUCGGAACGUGGUUUUAUAUAUGGACCUCAAGGUAGAUUAUUGCUAAGAAACCUUGAGGAGUAUUGGUUUAUGCACUGUGUCACAAUUCCACCCUACAAUGUAUUUCCAAG